AUGGUGCUGCUGAGUCCAUCGAUUGGCGCGUUACGAAAACUGGUCGCAAUGUGUGAGUCGUACGCUGUGACCCAUGGACUCAAAUACAAUGCCAAAAAGAGCGAGACGAUUAUUUUUAAGGCAGGGUCAAAGACCUAUACGGACGCUCCUGGUAUCUCGCUCAGUGGCACACCUCUCAACAGGGUGCAAAAGGUGAAGUAUUUGGGUCACUGGGUCACGGAGGACUUAAAAGAUAAUUGUGACGUGGAGAGGGAGCGCAGGUCGCUGUCUGUCCGUUGUAAUAUGUUGGCUCGCAGGUUCGCAAGAUGCUCACAGCCUGUGAAAACUACAUUGUUUAAGGCAUAUUGCCAAUCUUUUUAUACAUGCGGUCUGUGGGUCAACUUUACGCAGCGGGCAUAUAGCGACUUGCGAGUCCAAUAUAACAACGCGUUUAGGGUUCUGUUGGGGUUGCCGCGGCACUGUAGUGCGUCGGGCAUGUUUGCGGAGGCGCGGACCGACGAUUUUGCUGCCAUAAUGCGCAAGCGGUGCGCCUCCCUGCUAGCCCGAGUUCGCUGCAGCACCAACGGGAUCCUGAGCGCGUUCGCGGACCGCUGGGAUUCCGCGCUGAUGCGGAGAUGGACACAGCUCCAUGUAUCGCGCUCCACGUAG
This is a messenger RNA of Cydia fagiglandana, 648 nucleotides long. RefSeq lists its product as uncharacterized. NCBI's taxonomy places the organism in Eukaryota, Metazoa, Arthropoda, Insecta, Lepidoptera, Tortricidae. The record is from RefSeq and is a predicted model, not a curated record. The coding region runs from base 1 to 648 and encodes 215 amino acids. The transcript has a single exon.